This is a messenger RNA of Haemonchus placei, 480 nucleotides long. NCBI's taxonomy places the organism in Eukaryota, Metazoa, Nematoda, Chromadorea, Rhabditida, Trichostrongylidae. The record is from the annotation of a GenBank genome assembly.
GUAUUGAUCGAUCAGUACCGUUCAUUCAUCAGUACUGUUACAGCUCCUCUUUGUAUGGGUCGUGCGAUGCGAGUUGUUGUAGUAGGAGGACGGCGUGUCGGUAAGACGGCAAUACUCCGACAAGUCGCAUGUUUCGAGGAUAUCACAUCCAAGAAGUAUGAACCAACGAUUGACGACACGUACCAAGUAUUAUUGGAAGAAGCUGAUCGGCCUCGAGAAAUCUUGAUAUUUCAUGAUACCGGUGGCCUCGCCGAUCACGGUCCAGCAGAAUUGAAAAGGCCAUAUUUGCAGGUAGCUGAUGCCUUCGUAUUAGUAUAUUCAGUGGCUGAUCAUGAAUCAUUCAAUCGAAUGGACCUAUUGAAAAAAUUCAUAGAAAAGAAUUUUGGAAAAGAUCGGAAAGAGGUAUCGGUUGUCCUAUUUUUUGUUUUGAAAAUUUCACCCUUUUUUGUAGUUAUAGUUUUUUAUUUCACCUUUCUAUAA